AUGGGCAAACUCCUAGAGCAUGCUGAAGCUGUUACAUGGAAGAAGAUCCAGGUCAGUGUAGUGAAGCGGGCGGAUCUCGAGAGGAAGUUGAGAAGGCUUGCACAGGAUGAUUUCAUGGGGCGGCUGUGGACCGAGUUCAAACUUGCGUACGUCCGUGAUAUGGAGGAUGAGGUGGUAUUGAGGCCUGUAGGGAACCAGCUCUACCUAGAUGUAAAGCCGAUGGGAGUUCGGCAGUAUAUGGAGACACACUGGCUGGGCGUGUAG
Molecule: messenger RNA, 264 nt
Organism: Ascochyta rabiei
Lineage: Eukaryota; Fungi; Ascomycota; Dothideomycetes; Pleosporales; Didymellaceae
Exons: 1
Coding region: 1-264 (87 amino acids)
Source: RefSeq, a predicted model, not a curated record